This is a messenger RNA of Paramecium sonneborni, 724 nucleotides long. The record is from the annotation of a GenBank genome assembly. Lineage: Eukaryota; Ciliophora; Oligohymenophorea; Peniculida; Parameciidae.
UAUAUCUAAUGAUUAAAGAAUAUGACUAUUUGUUUAAGUUGGUGAUAGUAGGGAAUUCAGGAGUGGGGAAGUCAUCAUUGUUAUUGAGAUUUUCAGAUGACACGUUUAGCGAUUCUUAUUUAACAACAAUUGGAGUUGAUUUUAGAUUCAAGACUUUAGAAAUAGAGGGUAAGAAGGUAAAGUUAUAAAUUUGGGAUACAGCAGGAUAAGAAAGAUUUCGAACAAUAACAAGUGCUUAUUAUAAGGUAUUGAUAAAUUAGAAUGAAGGGUGCUGAUGGGAUUGUAAUGGUAUAUGAUGUGUCAUCAAUUGCAUCAUUUGAAGAUAUUGAUAGAUUUUGGAUUAAUGAAGUAGAUUAAUAUGCAGAGAAGAAUGUAGAACUAUUAUUAUUAGGAAAUAAGAGUGAUAUAGAGGAGAAAGCGUAUAUUAUUAUUUUUAGUAUGAUAGAGUUACAACUUAAAAAGCUUUAGAUUAUGCAGCAAUUAGAAAGAUGGCACAUAUGGAAGUAAGUGCCAAAACAGCAGAAUAUGUAUAGAAGGCUUUCAUUUCCCUUGCUAAAAAACUUAUUACAAAAAAGGAUUCGCAAGGACUGAAAGGUUAGGGGUAAUGAUAUUAUCAAUUAUUGUCUAGGCCUUAAAGAAGCCAAUAAACUUCAGGUUAGAGAAUUGGAUAACAAGCAGAUGAUGGUAAAAAAGAUAAGGAAAAGUGUUGUUGAAUAUAUUAAUA